AGGAGCCCAGCUGGCUUCACCCAGUGGAUCCCACCCCAGGGGCAGCUGGUGGAGCUGCCUGCCAGUACUGUGCAUGCACCCGCACUUCUCUGCCCUUGGGCGGUCGAUGGGAUCGGGCACCGUGGAGCAGGGGGUGGCACUCGUAGGGGAGGCUUGGGCCACGCAGGAGCCCAGGGUGGGGAGGCUCAGGCAUGGCGGGCUGCAGGUCCGGAGCCCUGCCCCACAGGGAGGCAGCUAAGGCCCAGCGAGAAAUCGAGCUCAGUGCCGGUGGGCCGGCACUGCUGGGGGACCUGGCGCACCCUCCGCAGCUGCUGGCCCAGGUGCUAAGCACUUCACUGCCCAGGGCGGGGGGCCUGCCGGCCGCUCCGAGUGCAGGGCCCGCCAAGCCCACGCCCACCUGGAACUCUAGCUGGCCUGCAAGCCCUGCAUGCAGCCCCGGUUCCCGCCCGUGCCUCUCCCUCCACAUCUCCAAGCAGGCUGAGGGAGCCGGUUCUGGCUUUGGCCUACCCAGGAAGGGGCUCCCACAGUGCAGUGGCUGGCUGAAGGGCUCCUCCAGCGCGGCCAGAGUGGGCACCGAGGCCGAGGAGGCUCCGAGAGCGAGCGAGGGCUGCGAGGGCUGCCAGCACACUGUCACCUCUCACUUUGCCUAUUAUAAAAAAUGAGAGAGAUAAAAUAAAAGCAAAUUUAUAUGUGACCCCAGAAUCUAGAACAGAGCUCUUUAUCUCUCUCUCAGCAAGGCCUAUUAACUAACACAGUUUUGCUGCUGUCUGUUUUCGGAACAAAGACUUGUUCUGUGUACUCAGACAGUCUAAAAUGAAGGUUGAAAAAACAGCUCAUGUCCAUACACAGAAACAGAAACUGAACCGAACACCGAAACUGAAACUGUUUGUCUCUUCCUGAGAAACGAGCAAACCUGAAAGCUACUCUCUCAGCUUCAGAGGGAAAAAAUGGUUGUAGAUUUCCGGACUUGGGAGCAGACAUUUCAAGAACUAAUCCAAGAGGCAAAACCCCGGGCCACAUGGACGCUGAAGUUGGAUGGCAACCUUCAGCUAGACUGCCUGGCUCAAGGGUGGAAGCAAUAUCAACAGAGAGCAUUUGGCUGGUUCCGGUGUUCCUCCUGCCAGCGAAGUUGGGCUUCCGCCCAAGUGCAGAUUCUGUGCCACACGUACUGGGAGCACUGGACAUCCCAGGGCCAGGUGCGUAUGAGGCUCUUUGGCCAAAGGUGCCAGAAGUGCUCCUGGUCCCAAUAUGAGAUGCCUGAGUUCUCCUUGGAUAGCACUAUGAGGGUUCUGAGCAACCUGGUGCAGCAUAUACUGAAGAAAUACUAUGGAAAUGGCAUGAGGAAGUCUCCAGAAAUGCCAGUAAUCCUGGAAGUGUCCCUGGAAGGAUCCCAUGACACAGCCAAUUGUGAGGCAUGCACUUUGGGCAUCUGUGGACAGGGCUUAAAAAGCUACAUGACAAAGCCGUCCAAAUCCCUACUCCCCCACCUAAAGACUGGGAAUUCAUCACCUGGAAUUGGUGCUGUGUACCUCGCAAACCAAGCCAAGAACCAGUCAGCUGAGGCAAAAGAGGCUAAGGGGAGGGGGUAUGAGAAAUUAGGGCCCAGUCGAGACCCAGAUCCAUUGAACAUCUGUGUCUUUAUUUUGCUGCUUGUAUUUAUUGUAGUCAAAUGCUUUACAUCAGAAUGAUGAAAAUAGGCUUGCCACUUUCUCUUGUUUUAAUUGCAUGGUAGUCAAUGAACUGGCUGCCACUUUAAUAUAACUGAAAAUUCACUUUGAGACCAAGCAGGAUCAAGUUUGUAUAAGAAACACUGGUUUCCUAGCUAUCCUCUGAAAACAGUGUAAAACAUGACCAAGUACAUAAUGGAUUUAGUAAUAAAUAUUGUCGAAUUGCUAAAAA
This is a messenger RNA of Gorilla gorilla gorilla (western lowland gorilla), 1899 nucleotides long. It is a transcript of the gene RTP4, whose product is annotated as receptor transporter protein 4. Gene Ontology annotation, molecular function: olfactory receptor binding. The coding region runs from base 948 to 1688 and encodes 246 amino acids. The transcript has 2 exons. NCBI's taxonomy places the organism in Eukaryota, Metazoa, Chordata, Mammalia, Primates, Hominidae. The record is from RefSeq and is a predicted model, not a curated record. Gene Ontology annotation, biological process: protein insertion into membrane; detection of chemical stimulus involved in sensory perception of bitter taste; protein targeting to membrane. Gene Ontology annotation, cellular component: cytoplasm.